ACAGAAUUUAUUCAAGACACCUUCCAUGCUUUUUGUUUUUCAUUCGUACUGUCAUCAACGCCAGUCACCAUUCGUCCAUCGAGAAGAAAUCAACGAUUCGUGUAUCAGCGGCGUGCCAGCGGGAAGGUUUCGUGAACGUCGGCUGCGGCGGUGUUCUCGUGUGUGAGACAGCGGCCAAAAUUGCCUUCACAUCCGGCGUCAUGGCCUCCGUCUCGUGGCAAAUAGCUCUUCUAGCAGCAGCGCUGGCAAUCUCCGUGGGCAGCACACCAGCGCGGAAGCGUUCCAAGCGACAGGCGUACGAGCUUCCGGCUGGCUCCGAGUUGCUGCUGUACGCCCCGCUCUCCACCAACUUCCGGUGUCCGGGUGAAGGGUACUACGCCGACGUGCAGAACAACUGCCAGGUGUACCACGUCUGCCACCAGGUAACACGUCCGGACGGUUCAGCCGACACGCAACACUACAGCUUCAUGUGCGGCAACCAGACCGUGUUCGACCAGCUGUCCCUCACGUGCGCCUUCCCCGAGGACGCCGUGCCGUGCGCAAGCGCGCAAGAUUUCUUCUACGUCAACAACUACAUCGGCGUGGAGAACGCGCCCUUCCUCACCGACGAUGACGUGCGCCGAGCUGACGCCUACAAGCAGGGGUGAUCGACGGCCUCGCUACGCUGACAGUAGAGCGUACUCGGCUUCACAGGACACGCAUUAUACAUAUAUCUGUGCUGCACUGCCUUAUGCAGUGCACGGCAGUUGUGCUUGCAAUGGCCGACAAGUGUCUUCUAGGUCGGACCGCUGGAUUCGCGCAUUUGCAACUGGCUGAUACCUAUCGAAUGACUUCAGAGCACGAGUAGGCCUACCAACGUGCUUCGGCUAAUGCAUAAUUUUGAAGUGCACUUGUACUCAAGCUUGAGCUCGAACGCUGCUAUUACAGGGCACGGUGUCGUAGGUCUAGCUUAUGACUCUGACUUCCUGCUUUUACUACAAAAUUCGAAGUUACCUUCGUAACGCAUCGCUGCUGUUGUGCGUUUCCUGCUUACGCGUUUCAAACUUUCGUCUUUGUCUUGCGUCUCAAUGGCUUAUUCAGGUGCCGACCAUUUAACGCAAUCACGCGUUUUCAAGCUGCUUACCAAAGAUAUGAGGCAACUAUAACUGAUCUUCACUCGUCUAAAUCCCUCUACUUUCUCAUGAAGCAGAUAACGAAAGAAGAGAUAUGUGGAAUCUCUUCGACGUGUCCUUUUUUGGCAUUCUCUUUACCGCUUGCGGUCAUUUCAUAUGUUAUAGUGUGUGUGCCAUGCGAUUCAGAGCAAAGAUAUAGGAUUGUGUUUACCUAGCAUCAAUCGUUACUCCUGCCUGUUUCUUCUUUCUGCUUAUUUUUUCUCUAGUUCUUGUUCAAUGUCUAUUUGUGCCCACUUCCGGCCAAAGGAUGUUCUCUUUCCUUGCUCUCAUCCACGUACACGGCAGUCAAAAGUGAAUAAGCGAAGCGAUCUUGCACUCAGAAACAUUUACGCAGAAUUGUGGCUUCACCUGCUGCGAUUAUCUUGGAUGCGGAGCGAACGAUGUAUAUCGGAGGAACGCACACAAGAUGAACGUCCGAUUAUCGUACCCUUAAAAAAUCGGUCCAUUUAAUCUAGAUGUUAUUAGACUUGGCAAGCAAUUCAUCGUGCGUUGCUUUGCCGAAGACCAUUAGAUCGAGUCGCUAAAAUGUUCGAAAUUAUUCGCGUAAAGAUUUACGAGGCUUCUGAAGCUGUCUACUUUCACACUCACUUGAACUGUGCCAAAUAUUAUUCUUUUAUUUUUGGCAGCUCUGCAAGCCUUAGACAUUUCCUUCCCACUUUCUUUAAACAAUGCUUCCCUCUCGCCCCUUUCCCGUCAUAGGGCUUCAACGAAUGUUAAACUAGAUAUUUUUUAUUAUUAUUAUUGUCCUUGCAAACGUGCGAAAUCCUAUUCCCGCAUCUCAUCUUUCCUUUCUUUUUAACAUGGGUAUAUCAGACUUCAAACACGCAUUCCCUUUUAGCAGCUCCAAUUACCUGUUUUGCAUACUUCGAACUCUGCUUACCCUGUUUGCUCUUUACUCAGCUUUCACGUUAUGAGCGCGCGCGUGUGUCAUGGAAGCCUUCACCUGCUGACGCAGUUUAUCUUUAUGCCUUAUUUAUUUCUCACUACUUCCCAACAUAACAGACAUUUUCACGGUGUUGUAAUCCCCGCGUUCUUUGUUGUUGUUUUUUUUUUGUUGGUGUCGGUAACGUUCUCCCUCUAGUAGCUGCUGGCCAGCAACGGAAAUUUCAACUUGCUUUACUGAUGCCAUCGUAUGCAAAGUUGCCUCGCGCGCCUCACUGGUGUUUUCAUGUACGCACGGUGAUCAAUACCAUGUUUUUUUUAAGUGAAAAGAGCUACAGUUGUAAAACACAGUGCAAUCGAGAUAAUCUUUUUCUUUUCGCAACGCACAGCCGACGUCUGCGGAUGUAAGAAAACGUGUGACAACCAGUUAUUGAGGGAUACUUCCAGCAUGAUCUGGUAAUUGAUGUAUUGAAUACUUAUUUUAGAGCACUUUUAAUUCCUAAAUCGAAGCCGGUCAGCAAUUGAGCCAUACUCACUCAGUAGAAAUCCUGAGACCAUAGCAGCAAUACUGAGAUAUCCGUCCUCGAACUUACCAGCUCACAAAUUCGUGCUUGCGCUUAUUUUUGCCCCGCUUGAGCGAAAAGAGCGUCGUUUUUGUGGAAAAUGUUAAGUGUAACGCAUUUCACCGCAACUUCGGGGAGUGGUAUCGCCUUACUGGUGCCGUGUCUCCUUAGUGUACAUGUCUCGAACAUUGACCGAUUCCAAUGCUGCAUUUCCAGCGAAUGUCCAAAAGCAAAUAUUGCAACUCCUUAAAAGCACCUACCGUGACUAUUAACUUAAGCGAAUAUCGCAUCGUUACCCAGAAGGACAUCAUUGCACGGUCAAACAGUUCGACUCUUCCCAUUUAAAACGCGUGGUAUAAAGGCCUAAGACCACGCACACUCAAGAGAUGAACACUCAAGGGAAAUUGCGUUGCUCAUCAAUCUACGGGUGUAAGAAUUGCACAACACGUUUUCAGGGAGAUGUUGUGCGUAUGUGUAGAAGUCUGUGGCACAGUAAUAGCCUAAAAUAUCAUAUCUUUGUUUUGUUUUGUGUUUGCAGGCAAUUAAAAGGAUUGAUAUGCGUGACUUUCACAUGACGGCACAGGAGCCAGUUGGAUCACGGUAGACUGCUUUCACUGCGUUACUAAAGAUAAGCGAUAAUUACACCGAUGAGACUAAGCCGCCCGCCUUUUGGGAGACCUGCUGACACUCUAAUAUGGCGGCAACGAUAUCAGUGCAGGUCACGUGUGUUAGGCUAAUAGGCAGCAGCCCUCCACCCCCCAACCGAGCCCUCACUAAAGAAAGGUGAAAAUUGGAUAGGAAGUUAAUGGGCUGCAAGAGAGGAGCGAAAAAAGAAAUUAAAAGAAAAAUAAUUCUUAACCACCCUGUGCACGUAGCUUUAGAUCGCAUUUGCAGCCAAAGCCAAUGUUUGGGAAGGCUGUAGAGUGUCGCUCUUUAUAAGACUUGGUGUUUCUGCUUCAAGAGCAUCAGAACUUAUCUGUGCGUGUUCUCCGCCACCCCUAAAUCUUUGUGCCCAAUGUUACACCCUCACGCUGCUUAGCAAACUUGAACGUUGGUGCUGUCUCUCUACUGCCGUAACACAAGCUCCAGAUUUUGCAAUUGUGCCACUGUUGUUUUGUCGAAGCUUAGUUGAAACCUUCUCCAUUCCCUCCUGUCUUCCUCUACCUUCAAUAUCUGCAUAGCUUACGCCUGACCACAUUUCUUUGAGUUGAGAUUGAUGACUCCAGCCCUUAGAAUGUAUGCUGGUUGUCUCAUACCGAAGCGAGACAUUACUCCACGAGUGACAAAACCCUUACUCUCGAGUAAAGUAGCACAAUUUAGAAUAGGGAAAUGGAGAAGUAAGCUUAAUCAGCGUUAAGGUGCCGAGGUUGACGGGAGGCCCGUGCCUUGGCGACAAUCAGGGCUACAGAACAUAAUUAUCGAGACAUAAACCACAAACGCGUCUUUCAUGCUCCUAUGUCGGCCUUGCCGCUGUUCAGUCCUAAAUUUUGCCACUCACCUUAUUUUACUGAUUCAGAAAACAUGUUUCUGUCUGGAACAGAAUGCUCAUUUAUUCGUAAUCAUGCGCUGCAUUUCGUCGCUUCGUCAUGCGCUUGUCGGGAGCCCAUAUUUAUUGCCGCAGCAAGCGAUUGUCCCUCAGCUUUACCGUCUUUCGUGAGCAGCCAAAUGGGACUUUUUGUAAUGGCAGCUGGCGUGGGACACUUUCGUCGGUGACUACUUUCGUAAAACUCACUUUACAUUCUCUCCUUCCCCUCUGUUGUUACUUCCAGCUUAGAAAUGUCAGCUACUCUUCUUCUUAAGUUUGCAACCGACGCUCGUGGCGUCUAUUUAACUUUUCGUGAGUCGUCAGACAUGGGGCUAGACAUAUAAAUACCGACAAACUUCCUCGAGCUAAAAUAUGUGGUAUUGUUUUCUUCUUUUUUUUUUUGCCUUCCAAUAACUUUUUUUUUUAUGCGCACACAGCACAUAGGAAAACUCGGUGCGUUCAAGGAAAGAACUCGGAGGGGCGGACCUUACUUGCACAACAUAUCACAAUGUCCACGUAACUAAUUCAAAAGGUUCAUGAACUAACUCUUAAACUAUUCACUUUAAGACACAAAUUCCUCUUGCGAAAGCGAAGCCGGAAAUUAGUAAGUUUAUGUCCAAUUAGCAGAAAUCCAAAACUACAGCAUCAUUUUCAGGAUGAUCCGUCACUAAAAUCUGCCACAAAUGCACUGGUGCCCCAGUUAAAACCAUCCCGAAAUUAUUGACGGGCGCUUUUGGCAAGGUUUUAGCUGUCAAUGUAUCUUCAAGCGUAUGUUAGGCCGGAUAUCUGUGAAGUAGUGCUAGUCUUAGGAGGAAGCUUUAGCUCGGGUGCUCCUAUCUAAAUACACGUAAAAGGAUCAUUCGUUUUUCUCGGCAACCACUACACCAAAUAUGACGAGGUUUGUUGCAUUUAAAAGACAAUUUUAAGAUCUAGUGACUGUUGGUUUCAGAUUUCUUAUUUAUGUUAUCAGUGUUUUAUUAAAACUUGGGAAAGACCAAAAAUUUUCAAAAAGCGAAACUAUCAAGUUUACAACUCUGUAACUCAGCAACGAAAAAUUAUAAUACAAUUCUGUGAAAUACAUAUGAUAGUACAUCUAAAGAGGAUAAAAUUGAUAUUUACACAUGAAUAUCAAAAAAUGUAGUAAUAAGCAAGUACAGCUUGGGCAGAACCCUGGUAAACAUCGUAACAAAUUCACGUAAGAUGUAAAAUGACAUAUCGAAUUUGUCCGCUUUCAAUGACCUAAUGGAUGCCGUUUACGGAACCGCGAUAUCUGUUCUUGAUGCAGAGCUAUGAAUUCGUAAACUUCGUGCUUCUAUUUUUUCAAGCUUUCGAAUUUUUAAAAAUCUCUUAAACAAAAUUCAGGAGCUAAAUCGAAAUUCCGCUUCCAGCAGUCACUAGGAUUUAAAUUUAUCUCUCAAGUGCAACAAACUUCAUUAAACUCGGCCCAGUGGUUAUCUCAGAAAAAAGUUUUUGCCUUUUAGAUGUAUGUGAAUAGGCCGCGUUGGAGUUGGGCCCGAGCUAAAGCUUCCUCUUAAGUUUUCUGCUAAGCAAACAUCCAUUACGUAUGUAACGUAACUCCAUUACAGCUCGGCGUCAAUUUCGCAAUUGCGACAAGUGUCCUUAGAGUGAACAAAUGAAGACUUGGCUAGGGAAUAUUUUAAUUAUCAAUCUGUACCUUGUCAUUAAUUAUGCGGACAAUUUCCUCUUCUUCCAGAAAUCCAUUAAAAACGCAGAACAGUGGUAUCUGUAACGCUCUAUUUAAAUAAUAAUUCGUCUUAAAUAAAGUAAAAGGUGGUACACCGCUACACGGCGGUGUUUAGAUGGCCAUGUAAUUUGCACCUCAUUGUUUUAUUGGUGAAAGAAAGCAAGAUAGAAAACGAGCAGUAUAAACUUCUGUGCAGUCAUUUUAGGUCUUCAGUGCACUUGUCCCUAAAUUUAUAAUAUGCGCCCCUUCUAGUGUCCACCUGUCAAUAAACGGGUCGAAUGCUUUCCUAUUUAGCCCAUUGUGAAAAUCUUGAACCAGCGGAAGUUGCGCUUGUCCUCUUUAAAGCGUGUUAAGACACCCGUGUUUUGUACGUUAGAGUUUUAAAAGUGCCGUUCUCUUAUUUCUUAGAAUGGCUGUUUGUAACCCUGUUAUAGAUCACGAUACGCGAUCUAAAUUGUUUCUUUUCUUUUACUAUUUGUUGCUGAGUAAUGCAUGUGUCCUUUAUUCAAACUGAAUUUUGCAUUCUGAACGCAAUUUUUGUCAUUAGCAUCAGCAGGUCGAUUGCAUUUACGACCUAGGAAAGUACCGCAAUGUCCAAUGGCGACACCCUUCGCUCGCUAAGUGAGAUUUUACUGCAUAGUGAUAUGGCAAUGUAGCGAAAUUAGCGCAGUGGUUUAUUUUGUUGUUAUGAGGUGUAGUGAAAUAGCAAGUGUCAUUGCAGUGCCUUGCGCUGUGUACGCAAUACACUGCAACAGUAUGCAGUGGUGGACAGAUGCUUCAAUAUUCGUUAUGUGCGAGAGUCCGCAAGCAGGUAUACUUAUUGUUACCGCCUGUUCGUGAUUGUUCGUGGUUUUCAAGGUGUCAUCGAUUGCCCCGUCUGCAAUGUGAAGCACAACUCGGCGAGUUAUGCAGUAGAGAAACUUUAUAACUGCCGACAGGCUGUUGAAACUGGCGCAGUGUACGUACAACAGAAGAUGUUCCCACUGCGUCAAAUAGUAUGCUACUUCUGAUUUACGACUCUCUUUUUUUGUGGGUCUCUUUUUUAAGGAUGCUGAGAGGAAGCUCUGGCUCGGGUCCUCAGCAUUCAGAUGCAUGUGAAACUCCCAAAAAUUCUGUUUUGGCGCCUGCUGAAUUGAUUUGACUGACGUUUGCUGUCAUAUCUUAAAGAAAAAGCGAAAAUAUACUGACUGCUUCGAACAUUUAGGCACCUCAACUUUCUACUCAACUUCCAACAACGGGCAAACACAAAGCAGCAAAUUUCGUUUCAGUCAAUUCACUGGUUCUCUGUUGUGAGCUCGUCCGAGUUUUACGCGUAUUUGAAUAAGGAAAUCUGACUUGGGCUCGAGCUAAAGGUUCCUCUUAAGAAGAUGUGCGACUGUUAUAAUUAUAAAUGGUUACUUUGUUUCGUUGUUCGAUACACGCGCUUUCGUUGUUAACGUUAGGCACGCUUUGUUGCUUGUUCUGAUAUUGUGUUUAUGGAGAUCGCAGACAAACGUUGGACUCAACAGCCCCACGUAUGUAUACUAACAACUCUAUGACAGGACGGCACAUCGUACUCAUAUGCAUGAUCAGAAACUUUUAGUAUUGAGUACCCUUCUCGGGAAUGUCACAGCGCUUGCGAUUUUUAUUUAUGCUCUGUGGUGUGCCUUUUCGCUGUAGUCGUUGUAUUAGCUCGAAAUGCAUUGUUUGCUUGGCUGCAAUAAAGGCGCGCAAUCCUGACUUGCGCCGGUUCGUGUAUUAAAGAAAGUUUUAUUUACGUGA
Molecule: messenger RNA, 7608 nt
Organism: Dermacentor albipictus
Lineage: Eukaryota; Metazoa; Arthropoda; Arachnida; Ixodida; Ixodidae
Cellular component (GO): extracellular region
Molecular function (GO): chitin binding
Source: RefSeq, a predicted model, not a curated record